AUAUUUUGUCUCAGCCAGGUGUGUAUAAAAGAGCCAACAAGACGAGCAGCUAAGUUAGUUGAUCAACCGCUGCAUUAUAGGUUUUUAAUCUGAGUUCAAGGAGAAAAUAAUAUAUUAAAAUGAAGUUCCUUUGCUUCUUGCUUCUUAUCUUAGUAGCUGUACUAAGCAUUUGUAACGCUCAGUUUGGUGGAUAUGGCCAAGGAGGAUACGGUGGCGGCGGCCGUGGAGGUUUUGGAGGUAACAUGGGUAGAGGAGGAUACGGUAACGGUGGCCGUGGAGGUUUUGGAGGUAACAUGGGUAGAGGAGGUCUUGGGGGUCCUGGAGGCUCCGGUGGUUUCAGAGGUUAUGGAAAGUAAAUUUGCAGCGCAUGAGUUCCACAAAACCGAAUUGAAAUGUAUAGAGUCCUAUUUAUGAAUAUUAAUAAAAUUCUAUAGCAUUA
Messenger RNA from Nasonia vitripennis (jewel wasp), 439 nucleotides. RefSeq names its product ATP-dependent RNA helicase DBP2. The transcript is spliced from 3 exons. The record is from RefSeq and is a predicted model, not a curated record. The coding region runs from base 120 to 356 and encodes 78 amino acids. Lineage: Eukaryota; Metazoa; Arthropoda; Insecta; Hymenoptera; Pteromalidae.